AUGACGCACAACCGCACCCUAAUGAAUCCAACGAUGGCCUUGUGGCGCACCAAGUACGAUUGGCAAUAUACGGCUGAGCGAUCGAACCUGUCCAGUCUCAGCCUGGUGAAUGGUGCUUACCUUCCUCGAGGGAAGAUGUUGGGAGGAUCCAGUGGAAUCAACCAGAUGGCGUACGUUCGAGGGAAUCGUCGAGACUACGACCAGUUGGAACGGUUGGGGAUUGAAGGCUGGAGUUGGGAUGAGGUGCUGCCGUACUUUAUAAAAUCUGAGAAUAAUAGGGCUGACGAGGUACUGAAUGCCUAUGGCGGAGGGUAUCAUGGAGUAGGAGGAUAUCAGAGUGUAAACUUCAAGCCGGAGUCUGUACCCUAUGAUUUAAUGCUGAUGACGGCUUACAAAGAAGCCGGUUACAAGCAGUUGAUCGAUUUCAACGCAGUCGAACACAUCGGGUAUGGUAGGUUUCAAUACACCAUCGAAGGAGCUACCAGGGCUAGUAGUGCCAAAGCAUUCCUGAAUCCCGUUAAACACCGGAAGAAUUUACAUGUAAUCAAGAAUGCUUUUGUGACUUCUUUGCAUUUUGAUUCGACCGAUAAGGUUCGAGGAGUAAACAUGGUUGUUCAGGAUAAAUAUGAAAUGCGGGCUCUGGCGAAGAAGGAAGUUGUACUUUCGGCUGGUGCUUUCAAUACUCCGCAGAUUCUAAUGCUAUCAGGUAUCGGUAGAAGUGAACAGUUAGAUGAACUCAACAUACCAAACAAAGCAGAGUUGAGUUUGCCCGGUUUCCAGGACAGCUUGUGGCACACGGAAUACGACUGGCAGUACACCGCUGAACGCUCGAAUGUGUCCAGUCUCAGUAUAGUGGAUGGAGCAUAUUUGCCUCGAGGAAAGAUGCUGGGAGGUUCGAGUUCCAUGAACCAGAUGUUCUAUGUCCGUGGGAAUAGCCGAGACUACGAUCAGUGGGAACAAUUGGGAAACGAAGGCUGGAGUUGGGACGAUGUCUUGCCCUAUUUCAUUAAGUCUGAAAAUAACAAGGCACCUGAAGUUGUGAAUGCUUAUGGGGGAAAAUAUCACGGAGAAGAAGGGUAUCAGAGCGUGGAUUUCAUGCCGGAGUCCUUGCCUUAUGAUUCAAUAUUGAUAGAAGCAUACCAAGAAGCGGGCUUCAAGCGGUUGAUCGAUUUCAACGCAGUUGAACACAUAGGAUAUGGUUGGAUGCAAUACACCAUCGAAGGAGCUACUAGAGCUAGUAGCGCUAAGUCAUUUCUUAAUCCUGUAAAGCAUAGGGAAAAUUUGCAUGUUAUUAAGAAUGCUUUUGUGACUUCUUUGCAUUAUGAUUCGAAUAAUACGGUACGAGGCGUUAACAUGAUCGUACAGCAAAAAUUUGAAAUGCUGGUUUUGGCAAAGAAGGAAGUUAUUCUGUCAGCUGGAGCUAUCAAUACUCCUCACAUCCUCAUGUUAUCGGGUAUCGGUAGAAGUGAGCAGUUAGAUAAAUUGAACAUUCCUCUUAAGAAAGAGUUAAACGUGGGUAACAAUUUGCAAGAUCAUGUAUACAUUCCACUAUUUUUCGGAUUGGACCGUUCAAUUUCGAAUGAUGAGGAUCUUAGUAGUAGAACUUUGAUAAACCUUUUCGAUUAUACUUUCUUCAACCGAAGUCAACUUAUAGUGAUGGAUAAAAUAAGGAAUGUGAUGGGAUUCGCUAAUACUAAAAGCAAGGUGGAGAAGUUUCCGGAUGUUCAGUACUUUAGCCUGUUUUUCGCCAAAGGAGACCUCACCGCGUUACAGUUCUUUGAGAUUCAUAAAUACGAAUCAUAUAUAACCGAAUCUAUGCGAAAUUAUGUUGAGAAGCAAGAUGUUGCGGGAGUGCUCAUUGCGGGACUCACCCCUAAAUCACGAGGAAGUUUGAAGAUAGUCUCAACCAACCCUUAUGACCAUCUUGCAUUAGAGACAGGCUUCUUCUCAGCAUCAGAAGAUAUUGUACCGAUCAUUAAAGGAAUAAGGGAUCAGCAAAGGUUAUUUAAUACGCCAACUUUUAAGCGAUAUCAGGCAAACAUCAUCAAACUCGAUAUACCGGAUUGUGACCUCAUAACCUUCGACACCGACCAAUACUGGGAAUGUUAUGUAAGACAUAUGAGCACGACUACCUAUCAUCCUUCGGGAACGGCGAAAAUGAGCCCAAGGUCAGAUCCGGAUGCUGUUGUGGACUCACAGCUCCGUGUUCAAGGCAUCAGAGGAUUACGGGUCAUCGAUGCAAGUAUAUUUCCUCUGAUUCCCAGUGGCAACACUCAUGCCCCAACGAUGAUGGUAGCCGAGAAAGGGUCGGAUAUGAUCAAACAAUUUUAUAUAUAA
Messenger RNA from Uranotaenia lowii, 2337 nucleotides. Its product is annotated as glucose dehydrogenase [FAD, quinone]-like. The coding region runs from base 1 to 2337 and encodes 778 amino acids. The record is from RefSeq and is a predicted model, not a curated record. Lineage: Eukaryota; Metazoa; Arthropoda; Insecta; Diptera; Culicidae. Gene Ontology annotation, molecular function: ecdysone oxidase activity; flavin adenine dinucleotide binding. The transcript has 3 exons.